AUGGAUCUCUCGAUGAUCCUCAGUCCCGCCCUCGAGGAAGACGCACGUAGCGCGUUGCACGCCCCUCCUCCUCCUCCUCCUUCUUCGCUCGAGUGCAACCGCAACUGGAGCCUCGACGAGCUCCAGUGCGCCGUGGCGAUCCUUCAGGACUUUCAGCAGCCGAGCGUCGAGCCGCCCCGAGACGCCAGUUGGGGCAAAAGUGACGCCGCUUUCCACCACGAGCAAGAGAGGGACGUGCGACUCCGAGCUACCGACGAUGACGAUUUCGACGGUGCUGCAGAGCCAGCUGGUCGUGGGGAAACGACGACGACGACGACAAGUCAUUGGAAUUCAAACGAGCUCCAGGCGCCCUUUUGUACCAAGAGCAUGUCCAAACUGGACCUACUGGUUCAAGCAGACGCUGUCAUUGACCACGACCGCUCCCAAGCUCCGGCUUCUCCCCAUGACGACAAGUCGUCCCUCCACCUCCGCAGUGGAGUCUGGUCCCGUGCUGAAGAAGAGUACGCGAUCGCACUCGUAGGGUUCUUCUUGGACGGACUUUUGGACGUGCCAGAGGGCAUCACUCUCCGCAAGUAUGUCGCAGAGAAGCUCCGCUGCAACCGCCGUCGUGUCUCCAUGAAACUCGGCACGGGCUCGUUGGCAGGCCAGAAAAUUCCUAGGAAAGUGGGGGCCUCCGUGUUCAUUGCUGCCGACCCGGCUCCAAGCAAGAAGCAACGAGAGGAGAUCGAGUUCGUGCUAGAGGAGCUUCGUCAGGCCAGUUUUGACACUGGGCAGUGGAAUAGCAGUCACUGUGACGACAAGGACGGAAGUUGCAGUCAUUCUCAGCACAGAUUGGCAACGCAACGUGGCGAAAGCGAACCGUCUUCUUGCUCCAAGUCAACUAAUCAUGACCGCAAAAAGUACGCGUCGAAGCCUAAGCGUGGCAAGCCGACGAUCAUCCGCACAGGCUUCGAGUCUGCCGAAGAAGAGAAGUUUGUCAUUGCACUCUAUGAGUUUUUCAUGGAAGGGUCGCUGGAUAUACCCGAGGGUACGAAGUUGGUGCGUUAUCUGUGCCAGCAACUAGAAUGCACACCGGUGCAGCUGUCCAUGAAAUUAGCACCUCCGCGUAUGGGAGAACGCAAGCUGCCCGAUAAUAUCGGCUCUAUUCGAUAUGUGCGUAAGGUAGCAGGUGCUGCCUUGCCGGAUGAAAUCGACGACGAUGAUUUCGCAGAGGAGCUUUUUGAAGUGGAGAGCCGCAUUACGGAGCUUCGACUGGCCUGUGAGGACGCGCGGAAGAAUGUCACUUCGUUGACAGCGACGUCUGUCAAGCAUGAGCGCAAAAGCAGUGUCGACAGUAUGUCGAGUGCAGGAGCUCUUAGCUUGGCUACUUCACCAGAUACAAGCCCAGUGCCCGCCUUUCGGCGCACUGGCUCCUGGUCAUACGAAGAAGAGGUGUAUGCAGCUGCGCUAAUCGACUAUUUCUUCAAGGGGGUGCUGCGGAUCGCUGAGGGCACAACGCUUCGUGCUUUUCUAUCGUUGCGACUGUGCUGCAACCCCAUGCGUAUAUCAAAGAAGCUUGCUAGUGAGUGCAUUGCCGAGAUCUCCAUCCCGAAAAAGCUGGGGAGUUCGACUUACGUCUGCAGUGCGGAAGCGACUUCGGACGAGCAAGACGAGGCAGAAGAGACCCUUCGCAGAUUACAGCAUGCGUGCAUGCAACCGAGUACUGGUAAGAGCGGUGCUGUCUUGGGCUCAAAGCGCGUGCGUCAAUCUCGUGGUCCCCGCCAUCAAGUGCUGGCUUCUACAAACAAACAGGGUUUCGGGUCCGAUUCACACAGAGCCUUGGAGUCACUUGCACGCGAAAAGGUUCCCAAGAAACUCCAAAGAACAGCAACGAACCAAACGCCAGCAGCUCGGAAAGAGCAGCGGCGACGUUGUCAUGCGCCUCAUUCUGGCUCCGCGCUUGUUGUGGCGGCACCGCUAAAGCAGCAAUUGGCAUGA
This is a messenger RNA of Peronospora matthiolae, 1977 nucleotides long. NCBI's taxonomy places the organism in Eukaryota, Oomycota, Peronosporomycetes, Peronosporales, Peronosporaceae. The record is from the annotation of a GenBank genome assembly.